UCUAACCUAUCUGGCUUUAAUCUCACAACAGAAUAUUUCUUCAGUCAUUGUAAGAGUGUAGUGAACACAGAUGAUAUUCAUUCACAGUGCUUAAAGAGGGCAAAAUCAAUGGCAAAAUCUUCACGAGCAAAGAGAAGAAGAAACAAGAGUUUAAAUGAAUCUCAAUUGAUGUCAUCCUCCAGUGAUCCAAUGACUGAAGAGCUUCAGUGUUCAAUCUGUCUGGAUGUGUUCAAUGAUCCAGUCAGCACUUCAUGUGGACACAACUUCUGCAAGAUCUGCUUGAAUACAUACUGGGACAACAGUGAGAACUCCAGCUGUCCAAACUGUAAAGAAACAUUUAACCAAAGACCUGAUCUCAAGAUUAAUACAACACUUAGAGAAGUUGUGCAUCAGCAUAAGAAAACUGCAGAGAAACCUGAAGUCCUCUGUGACAUCUGUGAGGAAGUAAAGAGGAAGGCUUUGAAGUCCUGUCUGCUGCUGGCGGAGAUGGGGGAGAAGCAGAAAGCAGCAGAGAAAAAGUAUGAAGAUCUCAUUAAAGAUUUGAAGCAGAAGAUCACUGAGCUGAAGAGAAGAAACACUGAGCUGAAGAAAAGAAACACUGAGCUGGAGAAGAUCACAAACACUGAAGAAAAGCAUCUACACCUCAUACAGGUCACUGAAUCUCUCUCUUAUCAGUCAUGCAACUCUUUAAUAACUUCAUUGAGUUCUUAG
Paramisgurnus dabryanus is the source of this 711-nucleotide messenger RNA. RefSeq lists its product as uncharacterized. Lineage: Eukaryota; Metazoa; Chordata; Actinopteri; Cypriniformes; Cobitidae. The record is from RefSeq and is a predicted model, not a curated record.